AUGAGGAAUCUGAGAGCAGAAGUACUGCACAAAAGCGUCAUCCUGAGUAAAGUUAGGGACAAAUGCAGGCCAUGCCGUUGCCACUGGUGUGGAUACAUGAAUGGUGUAACUAAGAAGGGGCCAAAGGACAGAGGAGGCUUGGCAAUUGUUCAUGACUGUAGCAAAACUUUGGACAGAACUACAGAAGAACUUCGGUCUGCUUUAUCACACAAGAAAGAAAAACUAUCCUUUCCUUCUGUUCACCUGUUAGACCCUCAAACCGUCCUCGCUCUUUUCACAAGAAUGACUGAUGAGGACUGUGAACUGCUGAACCUUGGUGACAGACCCGAGAAACUUAUCAUUACAGAGAUUGCAGUGCCACCUGUGCCCAUCCGUCCUUCUGUUUUUGUUGGUGGUAAUAAAAUGAGCAAUGAACAUAGUAUUACUUGCAUAUUGAAGAAUAUUGUUACUGCAAAUCACAUAAUUAAAGAGGCCCUUAAAAAAGGCGAAUCACCCGUGAAUUGCUUUAAUUCCUGGCAAGACCUUCAACUCCAAGUUAUUGAAUAUAUCAACAGUGAUGCCCCCUCUCUUUCUGAUUCACAACAUCGUGGCCUUAUGCAAAGACUCAAAGGGAAGACAGGUCGAUUUCGUGGGAACUUGUCUGGGAAACGUACUGAGUACACUGGGAGGACUGUCAUAUCUCCUGACCCAAAUUUGAGAAUAACAGAGGUGGCUAUUCCUGUUUUGAUGGCUCGAGUCUUGACUUAUCCUGAACGAGUUUCAUAUCAUAACAUAGAGAAGCUGCGCCAAUGUAUACAAAAUGGACCAAAUAAACAUCCAGGGGCAAAUUUUAUAAUACAAUCUGAUGGAACAAAGCUGCACUUAAAGUAUGCUGAUAGAAGGAUCGCCGCACGGGAUUUGAAGUAUGGCUGUAUAGUCGAAAGGCAUUUAGAAGAUGGGGACAUUGUCCUCUUCAACAGACAACCAAGCUUGCAUAGAAUGUCAAUUAUGUCACACAGGGCAAGGAUAAUGCCCUGGAGAACAUUAAGAUUUAAUGAGUCUGUUUGUAACCCUUAUAAUGCUGAUUUUGAUGGAGAUGAGAUGAAUUUGCAUGUCCCACAGACAGAGGAAGCUCGUACUGAAGCAUUGAUGCUUAUGGGGGUUCAGAAUAAUCUAUGUACCCCUAAGAAUGGAGAAAUACUGGUUGCUUCCACACAAGACUUUUUGACCUCGUCUUUUCUAGUCACAAGGAAAGAUACCUUCUAUGACAGGUCUUAUUUUACUCUCUUGUGUUCAUAUCUUGGUGAUGCAAUGGAAUAUAUUGAUCUCCCAACACCAGCCUUAAUUAAGCCUAUUGAGCUUUGGACGGGCAAGCAGUUAUUCAGUGUGUUAGUACGUCCUAACGCGUGUACAAAGGUGUUUCUGAAUCUUACCGUUGAAGAGAAAAUUUACAUGAAACUUAAAGAACGUGACAAAAAGGCGAUUACAGUUUUGGAAGAGACAAUGUGUCCGAAUGAUGGUUUUGUCUACUUCCGAAACAGUGAGCUUUUAUGUGGGCAAGUUGGCAAGAAAACUUUGGGUAAUGGGAAUAACGAGGGCAUGUUCUCUAUUCUUAUAAGAGAUUAUAAUUCUCAUGCUGCAGCGAGUUGUAUGAAUCGUUUGGCAAAGUUUAGUGCAAGAUUUAUAGGGAAUCAUGGUUUCUCAAUUGGUGUGGAUGAUGUCCAACCAGGAGAAAGUUUAAAUCAGAAAAAGAAAAUAACAAUAGAUAUAGGGUAUGAAAAAUGCCAUGAGCUUAUUGCCCUAUAUUCCAAAGGUGACCUCAUACCGCAACCUGGUUGCAACAGAGCUCAAACACUGGAGUCUCAGAUAUCUUGUGUUCUAAAUAAUUUAAGAGAAACGGCCGGAGAUGAUUGUAUGAGUACGCUUCACUGGAGGAACAGCCCAUUGAUUAUGUCUCAGUGUGGAUCUAAAGGUUCUCCAAUCAAUAUUAGUCAGAUGGUUGUAUGUGUUGGACAACAAUCAGUUGGAGGACGCCGUGCCCCAAACGGUUUUAUAGAUCGAACACUUCCCCACUUUCCUAUUAAUUCAAAGACCCCUGCGGCGAAAGGUUUUGUUGCUAAUUCCUUCUAUACGGGUUUGACUGCUACUGAGUUUUUCUUCCAUACGAUGGGUGGACGGGAAGGUCUUGUUGACACAGCGGUAAAAACAGCAGAAACUGGAUAUAUGUCCCGCAGACUAAUGAAGGGUCUUGAAGAUCUCUCAGUUUUCUAUGAUCAGACUGUCCGUAACGCUAGCGGCGGUAUUGUUCAGUUUGUCUAUGGAGAUGAUGGUAUGGAUCCUGUAAAGAUGGAAGGAAAAGGUGGUCGUCCCUUAAAUUUGGACCAAUUGUUUAUGAAAGUCAUGGCCACAUGUCCGCAAAGGGGACAUGACACGUUAUCUCCAGAGUUAAUCUUGCAAAUUUUUAAUGAUAAGCUCUCCGGACAAGAUGCCUCAUCUGGUGGUUGUAGCGAUAAGUUCAAGGAGAUGUUAACAAAAUUCUUUGAGGACCGCAUCAAAAUGCUUAGAAGCACAAGGAGAGCGCUUCAACUAGAUGAAGAUCGUGUGGGAAAGAGGGACUCUAGCAUUGAAGAACGCGUUGCUGCUGAUAUUUCUGGCAUAUCCGCGAAACAACUGCAGGUUUUCUUGGACACUUGCUUAUCUCGUUAUCACUCAAAAAUAAUCGAAGCAGGAGCAUCAAUUGGGGCAAUUGGGGCACAGAGUAUUGGAGAGCCUGGGACCCAAAUGACACUGAAAACCUUCCAUUUUGCAGGAGUAGCUAGCAUGAAUGUUACUCUUGGAGUUCCCCGCAUUAAGGAAAUCAUCAGUGCUGUUAAAAAGAUAAGCACACCAAUUAUCACCACAGAACUUUUGUCUGAGCAGGAUGAGUUGUUUGCAGCCAAAGUGAAACGUUCAAUUGAGAAAGUAGUGCUGGGUGAGGUGGCAGCAGCCAUAAAGAUUAUCUUAAAAUCAAACCAGCCAUAUUUGGUUGUUGAACUCGAUAUGCAGCGCACAGAAGGGUACAUGGGAAUCUCUUCUGACACUGCAGUUUUCAAUACUAAAUGA
Triticum turgidum subsp. durum (durum wheat) is the source of this 3081-nucleotide messenger RNA. NCBI's taxonomy places the organism in Eukaryota, Viridiplantae, Streptophyta, Magnoliopsida, Poales, Poaceae. The record is from the annotation of a GenBank genome assembly.